Menidia menidia (Atlantic silverside) is the source of this 597-nucleotide messenger RNA. Lineage: Eukaryota; Metazoa; Chordata; Actinopteri; Atheriniformes; Atherinopsidae. The record is from the annotation of a GenBank genome assembly.
AUGUUCGGGUGUGUGGUCGCCGGCCGGUUGGUUCAGACCGACGCCGCGCAAGUAGCCCCGGACAAGUUUGUGUUCAACUUGGCGGACUACGAGCACGUCAAACACGUGGUGGUGUUCAUGCUGGGGACGGUGCCGUUCCCGGUCGGCAUGGGCGGAGCCGUCUACUUCUCCUUCCCGGACCCGGUGAGCGGCGGCCCGGUCUGGCAGCUGCUGGGCUUCAUCACCAACGACAAGCCCAGCGCCAUCUUCAAGAUAUCCGGGCUCAGGUCCGGCGAGGGCGGGGAGCACCCGUUCGGGACGGCGGUGGGCUCCGCGUCCCCCUCCGUGGCUCAGGUCGGCGUGUCGGUGGAGUCCCUGGAGCAGCUCGCCCAGCAGAUCCCGGUGACCAGCGCCGCCGUUUCCACCGCGGACUCGUUCCUGCUGUUCACGCAGAAAAUGAUGGAGAGCCUGUAUAAUUUCGCGUCGUCGUUCGCCGUGUCGCAGGCGCAGAUGACGCCCAACCCCACGGAGACGUUCAUCCCCUCCAGCUGCGUGCUGAAGUGGUACGAGAACUUCCAGAGGAGGAUGACGCAGAACCCCAACUUUUGGAAAAACUGA